Molecule: messenger RNA, 521 nt
Organism: Magnolia sinica
Lineage: Eukaryota; Viridiplantae; Streptophyta; Magnoliopsida; Magnoliales; Magnoliaceae
Exons: 3
Coding region: 80-406 (108 amino acids)
Source: RefSeq, a predicted model, not a curated record
GUGCUUUCCAUUUUCAUUCUCCAGAGAUUUUUACAAGAGAUUUCUUCUCCCGUCUGUGGAUUCUAAUUUCAAAUUCCUUAUGGAUUCGAUCAAAGCUCCCGCGGGAAGAAAAAUCCCCUUUUUUCUUUUGACAAUUGGAGGCCCUUCCUUCCCCAAUCUCUCUCAAUCUCUUUCGCCCAUUUUUCAUCAUUUGAUUCACGACAGGCUGCUCUCCGAUAGCCGAUUUCAGCCCAUUGAAGUCUAUUUCAUCCAUUCAUCCAUCGAAGAUUCACUCCAUCUCACAGACAAUUCUUGGAGCAACUGUAUACUAUGUCCAAAAUAUGGUGCUGCUGACAAAGAUCCUCUAUAUGGCAUGGGUUCUGGUUCUUCGGGUGCAUUUGAGAAGUCUGGCCUCGGGCGUCGCUGAAAUCCGUUGUUUUUUUUUUCUCAUGCUUUUCCUUGUGUCUCAAUCUGUAAAUUUUCUGUCCAUUAUGUAACCUUUCAUUCUCAGGAUGCUUGUAAAUGGGGCUGGUUGUAAAUAA